Polychytrium aggregatum is the source of this 4128-nucleotide messenger RNA. RefSeq lists its product as uncharacterized. Gene Ontology annotation, molecular function: phosphatase activity. Bases 237 to 3794 code for a protein of 1185 amino acids. Gene Ontology annotation, biological process: dephosphorylation. The transcript is spliced from 10 exons. The record is from RefSeq and is a predicted model, not a curated record. Lineage: Eukaryota; Fungi; Chytridiomycota; Chytridiomycetes; Polychytriales.
UCGUUGCUGCAGCCCGUUUGGGUCUUGAUCUGGCCGCCGUCGCGCUCGCUGCCUCCUCGCCGCCCCUCUCGCCGAGAGCGCCGUCCUGGCCAUAUGCCGGAUCUGCCCCGCCGCCGUCCAUCGACUGCCUUCUCAUCCCUCUCUCUCUCCUCUCUCCCUCUCUGGCCAUCAUCGCCCACCUGCCGCCGCCUCCUGUGGUCCAUCCAUCUUCCUUCAGUCCUGCUCGAUCCGUGCACAUGAACCAAAUCAGUCUGCUCCCUGGCGAGCACAUCGUCUGGACCGCGACGGGUCAUGUUCGGAUAUGGGAGGCGGCUUCGGAUAAGGCUGCCUCGGCGCUGAACGGCACAUCCUCCUCGAACGGCGCAUUUGAAAUCUCCAGCAACAGCACCACCACCACACGCGGCUCCGAUUUCGUCAACAUCGUCUCGCUCGCCACCGUCCCUGCCGCUCCGCUGCGGUUGCAGGACCCGUAUGCAUUCACCGAACCGGCUGGGCGGCGGUCCAGAGCCUCGCCCGCUGCCGCGCAUAAGCUCGUCCUGACCAACUACAAGAUUUACUCGCCCGCGAGCCCGCUCGGCAUGACCAAGGAGCUCUACAUACCCGUCAUGGCGAUUUCCCAGGUCGAGCUCGGCCAUUCCGAGGUCACGCUCACGCUGCGGUUCCUGCCAACAAAGUACAUUAUCCAUUUCUCGGGCCAUCGUUCCCUUUCGACCAGCGCAUCUGAUUCGCUCUCGCUCUCGCACUCGGCCAUGGCGUCCUCGGGCUCCUACAACUCAAAGACAUGCACCGACUUUUACCAGCAGCUGCUCAGGGUCAUGAAGCCCUCUGGCCCGCUCGACGAGACCUUUGCCUUCCAGAUUGUGCGCCACCUCAAGAACCAGCCCAAUCCAAAUCUGCUGUCGCCCUCAUCGUCGCCACUGAACGAUGUCAUCUUUGCAGACGAAGACAAGGUCGUGCGGGAUGUCUUCCAGGACUGGUGGACGCUCGAGGACCACUCCUCAACUUCCCUGGAUCCGUCUGCCUCCAAGGCUAACGGGCUCGAUCGGACAUCGAGGCAGCUGAACGGACCGGGAGGCUCUGUCAAGGGUGGUCCAAAGGCACCCAAGCUGGAUCUCGGCUGGGAAGGUGGCUACAACUCGGCCAAAGAGUUUCAACGGAUGCGCUUCGGGAAGAACUGGAUGCGGUGCUUUGUCAACCACGAUUUCUCCGUCUCGACGAGCUACCCAGCAGUUCAUAUCGUUCCCGUGCCGUCAUCGUCCUAUGCCAACUCACCGCUGUCCCCCCAAAACCAACUCACCUAUCCACCUACGCCCUUCAAUCUCAUCAACCAGACCUCUGCCGGAAACGUGCGGAGUCUGGCCAAUCUCCAGUUUUUCCAGUCGCUCAGCAGCUAUCGGGUGCGAGGGCGCUUUCCGAGUGUGUGCUGGAAGAACGCCGCCUUCCACCAAGUGAUUGUGCGGUCGUCACAGCCGCUGACCGGGAUCCUGGGCAAUCGCUCGGCCCAGGAUGAGCUCUUGAUCUCGGAAAUCAUCAAGGCGGUGCAGCAGGACUACCGAGCCACCUUUUGCCAUCCAUACGACGACUUUGACGGCGCCAAUGAGGGCGGAGCGAGCACGGCCUCGGGCUCGACCGCCGGUGGCAGCAGCUAUCCGCCGUUCUGGAUCUUGGAUGCUCGAGGCUUUGCACAAGCCCUCGGCAACAUCGGAGUUGGUGGUGGAUUCGAGAACACAGCCAACUAUCCGCCUUCGACGCAGCUGGCAUUCCUCAGCCUGCCCAACAUACACACAAUCGCAACAUCGCACCAGAAUCUGCUCAAGAUGAUAUCGACGUCGACGUCGCCGACAGUGUGGUCCAACGCAUUGGAGUCCUCGGGUUGGAUCACGCACGUCAUUGAUCUCCUCAAAGCCGCUGGCGGAAAAGAUGGAAUGAUCGGAAAGAUAGUCGACUCGCGAGCUAGUAUCCUUGUGCACUGCAGCGACGGAUGGGACAGAACCACGCAGCUCGUUUCGCUGGCACAGAUUCUGCUCGAUCCGUACUACCGCACAAUCGAGGGCCUUCGCGUCCUGAUUGAGCGCGAGUGGGUGGCCUUUGGACAUCCGUUCAAUGCCCGAAACGAGUAUCCGCCCUUAUCGCCAACGUCUCAAAGCUCUCCGGGGGGCGGCGGGUCUAGCAGCCACUCGCCCUAUUCUUCGGCUUCUACUUUGGCUGGCGGGGCUGCUGGCAUGUUUGGGUCGAAUCCGAUUUCUGCCAGCAUAGCCAGCACAAAUCCGACGCAGAUACCGCCAGCGGCGUCUCCGAUAUUUAUUCUGUUCUUGACGUGCUUGCACUAUCUGGUUAUGCAAUAUCCCAACGACUUUGAGUACAACGACCGGCUACUGGCCUUCUUGGGCCGCGUUGCCUCCGGAUACGGUAGCUACGGUGACUUUUUAUGCAACAAUGAGUACGAGCGACAGAGCAUCAACCUCCGCGAACGAACGCUCUCGGUGUGGCACACCAUCAAGACUUACUCGAUCACAUUCAAGAACGUCAAUUAUCAAAAGCCGCUGCCAUUGUGCACAUGCAAGCAGCCCUCGCGGAACAGCUAUUCCCACGACCGGUUCUAUCCGUACGAUGAGCAAGAAUCGAUGCACGACCUGCACUACCCGUCUCACCACCACCAUGCGCCACCCAGCUACCCGUCAUUCAGCUUUCAUUCGGCGGACAUGUCCCCCGGCUAUUCCCACCCGUCUGUGCCGGCGGGCACCGCAAAGCGCUGCACGUCGACACACUGCUGCUACGAAGUGUGGAUGCAUCGACAUGUCUUGAGGCCGUCCUUCAGCCAGCAAGUGCUGUCGUCGUUUACGCUAUGGGAGGAGCUGUACUUUCCCGAGCGCAACCCGAUCCUGUGGCGACUCAAUUCCAAGGUCCUUACCCUGGGCGACGAUUGCGUGCCAGCGAUGCAGGAGUCCAAGGAUGUCGAGCCGCAGUCCCUCUCGCCGUCCAUCCUGCGCAUCAUCCUGGACAGCCCCUUCAGCUUGUCGCCGCAGCUGAACCUGGCCGAGAUUGUGCCCUCCAAGGUCCUUGCCCAAGUCAACCAGGCCAAAGCGUUUGUCAAGAGCCGGCUCCAGAAACAAAAGCACCAAGCCUUCCAGAUGUGGCUGGACUUUGUGCACGAGCGGCGGAGAAACAAGUGCCUGGCCGAGUCGAUUGUGGACCAGAUUGUCGACACGGCAUGGGGCGUCAUCGAAGAGAAGCAGCGCGAGGCCGAAGAAACCAACGAGGUCCUGGAGUUUAUUUACGGCGUGGAGGCCUGCGGCUCGGUCGAGCUCGCCAAGGAUCUGGGCGAGAGCCUUGUCGGCAGCCUGCGGGGCGUCUUUUUCGGCCUCGACUCGCAGAUGAGCUUCUCCGAGCCAUCCAGCGACCACUUUCCGCGCUACCACCGCAUGGGCUGGCGCAACGGAGGAGCAAACAGCAUCUCGUCGUCGAUCUACGACGUCUCCGAGUCGCACUGCGGCUCGGGAUUUGCCGGGGUGCUCAAGUCGGAGCUGCGCCUGCAUCACUCGCCCCCUGGUGCUCCCAACGGCUACCACGGCUCCGAAGACUGGGUCGAUGUGCCCGACGGGCCCAGCUUCUCGGCACGGGCCCGGGACAUGCUGGUACAGCUCGCACACGAAACCGGGCCCGAGGCACGGCUGGAGGAUCUGUCGAUCUCGGACCUGCGUGGCGGCAAGCUGAGCGUCUGCUGCGGACAGGGCCAGCCCGAAGACCUCGAGUGGUAUCUACGCGAUGCCAUUGAGGACCUGAUGGGAUCAUAGCGUCGUCGGGACUGGUGUCUCUCGACACACAUCCCCCCUCAUCCUUGGUUCUGUCAUCGCCGCGUAUAUCUUUGAUUGUCCGUCCCCUCGCUUUGCUUGCUCAACACCUUGAUCAUGCGCAUUGACAUGGUGAAUGUCACUCCCGUCUCGAUUUCAUUCGUGGCUGCGUUGUCGGCCAAUAUCCUCGGUGCACUCUGGAAGAACAAGGAAUACCCAGACCAGUUCGGAGUCAGAGCUCCAUCGCGUUUCCGCCACGGUUGAGCGCAAGAGAGCUGGGCUGUUCAAAUCGAUCGGUGAUAUCGCAAUGAACGAUGUGUCUGUCUGGAGGCCAAAA